AUGACCUUCCUCUUGUCAAGCAGGCAUGGUGCCACUGAGCUACAUCACCAGCCCUAUUUUGGCUUUAAAGCCUUAGAAAAAACGCGACAGGGCAGGAGCUGCAGAAGGAAUGAUAUUCAGUGGUGUUUUUCUCAGGUGAAAGAACAAGUAGAUAAUGACGUAGCAGAAGUAGAAAACAUUUCUACAGUAGAAUUUAAUCAUUCUAGAGAAUUACUAGCAACAGGAGAUAAAGGUGGUAAAGUUGUCAUCUUUCAGCAGGAGCAGGAUGAGAACAAAAUCCAGUCUCAUCGCAGAGAAGAAUAUAAUGUUUACAGCACCUUCCAGAGUCACGAAUCAGAUUUUGACUACUUGAAAAGUUUAGAUAUAGAAGAAAAGAACAACAAAAUUAGAUGGUUACCCUAGAAAAAUGCUGAUCAGUUUUUAUUGUCUACCAAUGAUAAAACAAUAAAAUUAUGGAAAAUCAGUGAAAGGGUCAAAAGACCAGAAGGGUAUAACUUGAAAGAAGAGGAUGGAAAGUACAGAGAUUCUACUACAGUUACUAUACUACGAGUGCCAGUCUUCAAGCCCAUGGAGCUAAUGGUAGAGGCCAGUCCACAAGGAAUGUGUGCCAGUGCUCAUACCACAUCAACUCCAUUUCUAUCAAGUGAUUAUGAAACUUAUUUAUCUGCAGAUGAUUUGCAGAUUAAUCUUUGGCACCUGGAAUUUACAGACAGGAGUUUUAAUACUGUGGAUAUCAAACCUGCCAACAUGGAAGAGCUCACAGCCACAGAAUUCCAUCCCAACAGCUGUAACACGUUUGUGUACAGCAGCAGUAAAGGAACCAUUCAGCUCUGUGACAUGAGGACAUCUGCCCUCUGCGAUAGGCAUUCUAAACUGUCUGAAGAAACUAAAGACCCCACUAUCUGGUCUUUUUUUCCCCAAAAAAACAUCUCCUCUAUUUCUGAUGUAAAAUUUAGCCAUAGAGGUCGCUAUACGAUGACUAGAGAUUAUUUGUUAGUCAAAAUUUGGGAUUUAGGGGGGGUAUUAAAUAUGGAAAACAGGCCUGUGGAAACAUACCAGGUGCAUGAAUACCUCAGAAGUAAAUUUUGUUCACUAUAUGAAAAUGAUAUAUUUGACAAAUGUGAAUGUUGUUGUUGGAAUGGAUCUGACAGUGUUGUCAUGAAUGAAUCUUACAAUAAUUCAGAAUGUUCAAAAGGAACACAAAGCGAGAUACAACCUUAG
Messenger RNA from Fukomys damarensis (Damara mole-rat), 1221 nucleotides. Its product is annotated as serine/threonine-protein phosphatase 2A 55 kDa regulatory subunit B alpha isoform-like. Gene Ontology annotation, biological process: peptidyl-serine dephosphorylation. NCBI's taxonomy places the organism in Eukaryota, Metazoa, Chordata, Mammalia, Rodentia, Bathyergidae. The record is from RefSeq and is a predicted model, not a curated record. Gene Ontology annotation, molecular function: protein phosphatase regulator activity; protein binding. Gene Ontology annotation, cellular component: cytosol; protein phosphatase type 2A complex.